Molecule: messenger RNA, 1548 nt
Organism: Scedosporium apiospermum
Lineage: Eukaryota; Fungi; Ascomycota; Sordariomycetes; Microascales; Microascaceae
Exons: 4
Coding region: 1-1548 (515 amino acids)
Source: RefSeq, a predicted model, not a curated record
AUGAACCACACGUGCACCAAGGCCAUCCUGGCAGCUGCUUUCUUAUUCCACACGGGUCUCGCCGACUGGCAAUUCCGUUCUCGUAGCGAUCUCGCGCCCCCGCGUCUGAAUAUCACAAUCCAGGCAACCGAGGAGGUUGAGAAAGGCUACCUGUUCAUCUCCCCGUUCGCUGGCCUUGUGGAUACUCCGUCGGAGCAGCAUGGCCCGCGGCAGGCAGGGCCAUACAUCCUUCGUGAUGAUGGCGACCUGAUUUGGUCCGGCUAUGCUAUUUAUAGCAUCUGGGCUACAAACUUUCAGGCCGCACGCUGGCGUGGCCAGGAUGUCCUCUUCAGUUUCGAAGGUGACCAUAAUCCUGGCUACGGCCAUGGGCAUGGGCAUAUCACUUUGAUGGAUCAGCACUACGAGACCAUUCGGGAGCUGCGGGCUGGCAGUCACAAACUGGUUGAUAAACACGAGUUUCAUAUCAUUAACGAGGAGUCCGGCUUGAUUCAAAUCUAUCAGCCUGUUGUUCGGGACCUGGCCGCUUGGGGUGCUAAGCCCGAGCAGCAGUGGAUCGUCAACGCAAUCAUCCAAGAGCUUGAUAUCACAACUGGAAAGGUUCUCUUUGAGUGGGCCAGUCUCGAUCAUGUUUCCCCAGAUGAGGCCGUACUUCCCAUAAACCCAGGCCAAGCUGGCUCUGGAUACAACAGCUCGGAUGCGUGGGACUAUUUUCACAUCAACAGCGUCGACAAGGAUGCGGAAGGGAACUACCUCAUUUCGGCCCGUGACGCUUGUGCGGUUCACAAGAUCAACGGAACAGAUGGAUCUAUUAUCUGGCGCUUAGCAGGGAAGAAAAGCUCAUUCACUUUGGGCGAAGGCGUAGAUUUUUGUUUCCAACACCACGCCCGUUGGCUCUCCCAAGACGGAGAUGAGGAAGUCAUCAGUCUUUAUGACAACAGUGCACAUGGAACCGAGCACGAUGGGGGUAGUGAAGUCCACACAGCUCCUACAAGCAGUGGCAAGAUUGUUCGAGUCAAUACCAAGACUUGGAAAGCGGAACUUAUACAGGCCUUCUUCCCACCGGAUGAUCUCCGAUCCAAGAGCCAGGGGUCAACUCAAAUCCUACCCAACGGUAAUGCGCUGAUAAACUGGGGAUCCUCGGGGGCCCUGACCGAGUUUCUCCCUGAUGGCACCCCGAUCUUCCACGCAUACAUGGACUCUGGGGAUCUCGGCAUCGCGGUAGAGAAUUACCGCGCUUUCCGGUUCAACUGGACAGGCCUUCCUACUGAAGAACCGUCGAUUGUGUCUCUCGAGAAUGGUGAUGGAACCACAAUCUACGUUUCUUGGAACGGCGAUACUGAAACAGAUCUAUGGCGCUUCUACGAAGUUUUUGAUCGCCAUGGGUCGAAAAGACUCCUCGGCGAGGCGAAACGCACAAACUUCGAGACAUCUCUCCAUAUUCCUAAGAAACGCAUAGGUAGGGUUGUGGCCGAGGCAAUUGACAAAUCCGGGGCUGUUCUUCGAGGUACCUCGCUCGUCUGGCUAGCUCGUCUAGAUGAGCACAUUUGA